UCGGACUUACCCCCUUCGCACAACUUCGCCGCCAAAAUGUCCACCAUCGCCGCCAAGUCCAUCAAGGCUCUCGCUCCCCUGCUCGACCGCGUCCUUGUCCAGCGCAUCAAGGCCGAGACCAAGACCGCCGGUGGCAUCUUCCUCCCCGAGUCGGCCGUCAAGGAGCUCAACGAGGCUAAGGUCCUCGCUGUCGGCCCCGGCGCCUUCGACCGUGAUGGCAAGCGCAUCGCCCCUUCCGUCCAGCCCGGUGACAAGGUCUUGAUUCCCCAGUUCGGUGGUUCGCCCAUCAAGGUCGGCGAGGACGAGUACUCGCUCUUCCGCGAUCACGAGCUCUUGGCCAAGAUCAACGAGUAAAUUACAUGAUACCCCCCCUCCUCCGAACGAAAAAGCCAUACCCACAUAUACUUGUAUCAACAUCCACAUUAUGACGAACCGCGGCGCGAACGAGUGCUUUGAAGCACCUCUAUCCCUCUGAGCAAGAGUCUGAACAAAAGAAACCA
Messenger RNA from Aureobasidium pullulans EXF-150, 500 nucleotides. RefSeq names its product chaperonin Cpn10. Bases 37 to 354 code for a protein of 105 amino acids. Gene Ontology annotation, cellular component: mitochondrial matrix. Lineage: Eukaryota; Fungi; Ascomycota; Dothideomycetes; Dothideales; Saccotheciaceae. Gene Ontology annotation, molecular function: protein folding chaperone; ATP binding; metal ion binding. The transcript has 3 exons. The record is from RefSeq and is a predicted model, not a curated record.